Messenger RNA from Sesamum indicum (sesame), 6248 nucleotides. The record is from RefSeq and is a predicted model, not a curated record. Lineage: Eukaryota; Viridiplantae; Streptophyta; Magnoliopsida; Lamiales; Pedaliaceae.
UGAUAAUUUUUAGGGGUGUAAGUAUAAUUGUGGCAAAAUUCCAUAGAAGCCAAAAGUCAACUUUUCAAGGUAGUUACAUGCGGCCGUACGUUAGAUGUUGUGAGCACGUGCAUGCGUUGACCACGUGACGAUCAAUCCCUAAGAAUUAAGAAAAAGGGGAAAAAGCAAAAAGAAAGAAGAAAACAGACAAAAACGAAGCACAGUUGGGUCGUAAUCAUUCAUUAUCCGGGUCGGGUCUGUCCGCCUGACGAUCACAUUUUACAGCCCCACUGCAUGUCCUCUCUCUCUCUCUCUCCUCUUCCCUCGCUCCAUUUUAUUAUCCUAUAUUUUUUUUAUUUGAUUUUUGUGAUACAAUGAUCAACGGGAAUGUGGUAUGAUAUCCAAUCACAAACGGGAAUUAAUUUGUCUCCCUCUCAUUCUUCUCCCUAACCUCAAACCCUGAAACUCUGGAUUAAUCAAUUGACUACUGUCUCACUUGCUUCCUAGAUUCUCUGUUCUUGAAUUAAUUCUUGGCUUUGUUCAUUUCUUGAGCUGAAAUUUGGGUCAAGAAAAGCAAUAAUUUACUCUUGAGGGUCAAAACCCUUUGCUGGGAUUGCGAUAUUUGAUCUGGGUUUGUUGAAUUGUUGCUCGUAGCAGUGAAUUUAUGAUUGCAUUAUGGCUGAUUGGUAAAUUGCGGGAAAUCUGUUUGUUAGUUAGGUCUAAUUGAGGGGAAAAAUUGGGAUACUUGAUGCGGAGAAGGGGUUUUGGAUCCGAUCAGGGAUAAAACAGCGCCAUUAGAUGGCGCUGUUCAGAAGGUUCUUCUAUCGAAAGCCGCCGGAUCGUCUUCUAGAGAUCUCUGAGAGGGUCUACGUGUUCGAUUGCUGCUUCUCCAGUGAUGUGCUCGAUGAAGAUGAGUACAGCACAUACAUGAAUGGGAUUGUAGCUCAGCUACAGGACCACUACCCUGAUGCUGCUUUCAUGGUUUUCAAUUUCAAAGAAGGGGACAGGAGGAGCCAAUUAUCUGAUGUAUUGACUCAGUAUCCUAUGAAAGUCAUGGAGUAUCCUCAGCAGUAUGAAGGGUGUCCACUAUUACCUUUGGAGAUGAUGUACCAUUUCUUGCGAUCUAGUGAGAGCUGGUUGUCACUUGAGGGCCAACAAAAUGUUCUUUUAAUGCAUUGUGAAAGGGGAGGAUGGCCUGUCCUUGCAUUUAUGCUAGCUGCCCUUCUGCUGUACAGAAGACAGUAUACUGGUGAGCAGAAGACUCUUGAAAUGGUAUAUAAGCAAGCACCGAAGGAACUUCUUCAUCUUUUGACUCCUUUGAACCCGCAGCCAUCUCAGCUCAGAUAUCUUCAGUACAUCUCUAGAAGAAAUUUUCGGUUGGAUAGGCCACCAUCAGAUUCACCUCUGGAGUUGGAUUGUAUAAUACUCAGAAUCCUUCCUCUAUAUGAUGGUGGAAGAGGAUGCCGGCCAGUAGUCCGUGUGUAUAGUCAGGAUUCUCAUUCGAAAACAUCCAGUAGAAGUUCAAAGCUUUUGUUUACAACUUCUAACAUGAAAAAACAUCUUCGUUUCUAUCAACAGGAAGAGUGUGAACUAGUAAAAGUAGAUAUCAAUCGGCGUGUUCAAGGAGAUGUUGUUCUUGAGUGUGUUCAUUUGGAGGAUGAUCUAGUAACACAGGAAAUUAUUUUUCGAAUUAUGUUCCAUACAAGAUUUGUUCGGUCAAAUGUUUUGAUGCUAAGCCGUGAUGAAAUUGAUCUACUUUGGGAUGCCAAGGACCAAAUUUCAAGGGAAUUCAGAGCAGAGGUACUCUUUUCGGAUGCAGAUUCUGUUCCAUCUAUUAUCACCUCAGAAGCGAUAGAUGAAGAUGAUGAUGAAUCAGUUGCGUCACCUGAGGAAUUUUUUGAGGCAGAAGAGAUAUUCAGCAGCUUGUUGGAUGGGAAGGAUGGCAGGGGGGAGUUUGAUAACCAUACAAUUCAAGUUAGAGCUCAGGACGAUGAAAGCUAUCAUAAAGUAGCCAGGAAAGAUGAUUUGCAACAUCAUGCAUUUCAGGGUUAUCCAGCAGAUGAGGCCAUUCACAGACAUGAUCGCAAGAUGGAGCCUAACAGUAAUUGGCUGGGCAAAAGGAUUCUUCAUUCAGAGUCUAGGUCUGUGAUAGCUGAUGUGUCCAGUAAUGCAGAAACCAAAUCGGAGGAUGCUGGCAUAUGCAAAAAGUCUGAAGAAAAGGAGAAUAAGCAAAGUCCAGAAGUGCCUACUUUAAUGAAGAAGAUUGACAAGCAAGGUCCACAACAGAAGUUUGCCUCUGAUAAUAAUAAGCAGAAGUUGGAUAAAGGGCUAUCAACUGUCCAGAAGAAGCAGUCAGUUUCUAGUUCAAAAUCUGCUUCAGAUGCUGUUGGUGCCAGCAAGAAAACUAAGCAGCAAGACUCGCAAAGCUCUCCAGCAAGACUGGCAAGGCCCAAUUCAGUAUCGAGGUGGAUACCUUCUAAUAAAGGUUCUUACACUAAUUCGAUGCAUGUAUAUUACCCUCCGUCAAGGCAUAACAGUGCUCCAGCAUUGCUAGCUCUUAGCAAGGAUUCUCCAUCUGGGGGGAAAUCUAAGCCCCAGUUGGUUACUGCGGCUUCAGAAGCAAUAGCCACAGCUGGCAGAAACUCUGUUUCAGGCCAUGGGAAGCAUGUGUCUUGUCCAUCAUCACUAGAUUUGUCACUGGCCCAAGAGGCUUCUUCCCCAACUUUUUCUUCAAAUCCACAAGUUGGACAUGAGGUCCAGGAACUUAUUCCAGAUCAGCUGCCACCUUCACCUUCCUUCCCGUCUACUUCUUCUCCACUCCCUCCCCCUCCACCACCACCACCACCACCACCACCUCCCACUUCCAGAUAUUUAAAUGAACCUGCUUUACCAUCUACAACAAUUCCACAGGCCAGAGAGCUGAGUGUGCCUCCACCUCCACUCUUUUCAUCUGAAAGUACUGUUACUUCUUUUCGUCCAAGAUCACCACCAUCACCCCCACCUCCACCGCCCAAAACUCUAUCUUGUGAAAAUGUAAAUUUUACUGAUUUAUUGCCUUCCCAUCCACCUCCACCUCCACCUCCAUCUCCACCCUUGCUGUCUCUAAAUGCAAGCUUAAGAACAACUCUGCUGGGAACUCCAUCUCCUACCCCUCCUAGUGCGCAGAAUAUUAGUAGAGUUUUACCGCCACCACCUCCACCUCCACCACCACCUUGGGAUGCUGGAAUUUCUUUGCCCGGGGUUUCAACAGUAUCAAGUUCUCUACCUCUUUUUCCUCCUUCGACACAUUCUGCUCAUGUCUUACAAAGUUAUCCUACUGGGGUAAUGCCCCCUCCACCUCCUCCACCUCCUCCACCUCCUUCUGUCCAUGAGGUUCCUUCUUUCUUUUCGCCUAGUACCCUACCACCUUCACCUCCUCCUCCUCCACCUCCUUCUGUGCAUGGGCUUCCUUCUUUUCCUACGCACAACACUCUACCACCUCCACCUCCUCAAAAUGGUGCUCCACCAGCACCAAUAUCCCUUUCUCAUAGUACAACACCACCGCCAUCCCCUCCUUUGUUUGGAACGCCUUCUCCUUCGCCUCCUCGUAUUCAUGAUGCUCCACCGCUGCCACCCCCUCCUCCAUCUGGCAUGACACCUCCACCACCACCCCCUCCUCCUUUACCCGGAGCACCACCACCACCACCUGCCCCUCCUUUAUUUGCAUUGCCAUCUCCACCGCCUGCUCCCAUUCAUGGUGGUCCACCACCAUCACCUCCAUUUCCUAAUGGUGCACCACCACCACCACCACCACCACCUCCACUUCCUAACGGUGCCCCCCCCCCCCCCCCCCCUCCACUAAUGGGAGGAGCACCACCUCCACCACCCCCUCCACUAAUGGGAGGAGCACCACCUCCACCACCCCCUCCACUAAUGGGAGGAGCACCACCUCCACCACCCCCUCCACUAAUGGGAGGAGCACCACCUCCACCACCCCCUCCACUAAUGGGAGGAGCACCACCUCCACCACCCCCUCCUCUAAUGGGAGGAGCACCUCCUCCACCACCCCCUCCUGGAGGUCAUGCACCUGGCCCACCCCCACCUCCCGGAGCUCCUGGACCUCCAGGAGGGGGACCACCCCCACCUCCACCAUUCGGUGCAAAACCUGGAGCAGACAGUAGGGGGAUGGGAGCUGGCAGAGGGCGUGGCCGUACUGGAACACCUCGAAAAUCUAACUUAAAGCCACUUCAUUGGAGCAAGGUGACCAAGGCAUUGCGAGGAAGCUUGUGGGAAGAAUUGCAGAGGCAUGGGGGAACUCAAAUUGCACCAGAAUUUGAUGUGUCAGAAAUUGAGACUCUUUUCUCUGCCACCCCAAAGACAAGUGCAGCUGGCAAAGCUGGAGCGAAAAAGCCUGCUGAAUCUAAGCCUACCAAAGUCCAGCUGAUUGACCUAAAGAGGGCCUAUAAUGUUGAAAUCAUGCUCACAAAAGUGAAAAUGCCACUUCCUGACAUGAUGGUUGCAGUUCUUGCAAUGGAUGAUUCAACAUUAGAUGCUGAUCAAGUGGAAAAUCUCAUAAAGUUUUGUCCAAAAAAGGAAGAGAUGGAGCUUCUCAAGGGCUACACAGGUGACAAGGAGAAUUUGGGGAAGUGUGAACAGUUUUUCCUGGAGCUGAUGAAGGCACCAAGAGUGGAAUCUAAACUAAGGGUUUUCCUAUUCAAGAUUCAAUUCAACUCUCAGGUUUUUGAUUUCAGAAAAAGCUUGAAUGUCGUAAACUCUGCUUGUGAAGAGGUCAGGAACUCCCUCAAACUGAAAGAAAUUAUGAAAAAGAUUUUGUACCUUGGAAACACACUGAAUGAGGGAACUGCCAGAGGUGCUGCAAUUGGAUUCAAAUUGGAUAGUCUUUUGAAACUGACAGAUACACGUGCAACCACAGGCAAGAUGACACUCAUGCAUUAUCUUUGUAAGGUGCUUGCCUCUAAGACACCAGAUCUACUAGACUUUCACAAAGAUCUUAUUAACUUGGAAGCUGCCACAAAGAUACAAUUAAAACAAUUGGCUGAAGAAAUGCAAGCCAUUAUCAAGGGUUUAGAAAAGGUGAAGCAGGAAUUGGAUGCUUCACAGAACGAUGGUCCUGUAUCUGAAAUCUUUCACAAGACAUUGAAGGAAUUUGUUGGUGCUGCCGAGAGUGAAGUGUCCUCUGUGACGAAUCUAUACUCUGUUGCGGGAAGAAAUGCGGAUGCACUGGCUCUAUAUUUUGGUGAAGAUCCUGCGCGAUGCCCGUUUGAACAAGUUACUGCAACCCUCUUAAACUUUGUGAGGUUGUUCCAGAAAGCUCAUGAAGAAAACUGUAAAGAGGCUGAACUAGAAAAGAAGAAAGCUCAAAAGGAGGCUGAAAUGGAGAAUGCAAAGGGAACAAAUCUAACAAAGAAAGAAGUGAAAGACUGAGUUGUUCAGUGUUUUACAGGAAACAAUGAUUCUUCCACAAUGGUCAGCGUACAUUGGGUUUAACACUGUUGGCCCUCAGACACUGCUGGAUUGACAACACAUUGGCCUUGGUACUGCUGAAUAUUGGAUUUAUGGGUUCCAAGAAAAUGGAGCGAGGGGUUGCUUUCACUGCUUUGCAAAACCUGUUGUUCUGCAGAGAAGGCAAUGAGAAAGUGGUUCAUGGCUCUUUUCAGCUGAGCAAAACCUGUUGUUCUGCAGAGAAGGCAAUAAAAAAGUGGUUCAUGGCUCUUUUCAGCUGCUUCGAAUGAUGCAGGCAGCUGUUUUGUUGUAAGUAACAGGGUUGUGCUUAUUGGAGAAGGGAUUCUUCUCAAAGUGAGAUUUGUAAGAGGUAUGUCUUGGGCCCUCUUAUCUGUCUCGACAGAAAUGUCUCACACGGGUUGGAUUGAUCCAGCGAAUCUGGCUCGCCUUUUGUUUGAAGGACACUGUUCAUUGGUUUCUACAGCUGCACCGCAUUGGCACAUCAAACUUUUGUGAGGAUACCCUGGAAAUGUAAUGCAGAUUGCGGAUCACUAGAAUGUACCGUGACACGUGUACAGAGCACUAACAUGUAUUUAGAUUAACACUAAUUCUUUGUUGUAGCAUAGAAAUUGGUUUGGUUCCUUGUACUAGUCAGGUACAGAUGUGGGAUCUUCCCCAAAUUUGUUGUAUAGCAGUAAGGAUUAGAGAGGAUAGAGAAAAUAGGCUGUGUUAGUGAAUAGAGAUCUAGUCAGGGUACAGUGUUCAAAUUUUAGAAAUUCUGAUGUGUUCCAUUAGAUUCAAUACGUGGAAAGUACUUGGAUAUAUCA